This is a messenger RNA of Gaeumannomyces tritici R3-111a-1, 279 nucleotides long. RefSeq lists its product as hypothetical. The record is from RefSeq and is a predicted model, not a curated record. The coding region runs from base 97 to 279 and encodes 60 amino acids. Lineage: Eukaryota; Fungi; Ascomycota; Sordariomycetes; Magnaporthales; Magnaporthaceae. The transcript has 2 exons.
AUCCUAAACGAAGAGGACGACGACGGCGGCCUCGCUCUCAGGACAAAACUUUCGAAAAUCCCCGACAAGUUGAGCGACCUGUUCAAGAGCAUCCUGAUGCGUGAUCAGAAAUCACCCGAACGCCUGCUGCUCUGCGUUCUCUGGAUCCUCUGUGCAAAGCGACCAUUGACUCCAGCCGAGUUCCGCCACGCGCUGUGGGUGGCCCUGUUGGACCAACAGUCGGCGCAGAACGACCGCCAGGUAGACUCCGACGUCCCAGACUACGGGACUUCUUGGUAA